Molecule: messenger RNA, 1274 nt
Organism: Anolis sagrei ordinatus
Lineage: Eukaryota; Metazoa; Chordata; Lepidosauria; Squamata; Anolidae
Product: mas-related G-protein coupled receptor member H-like
Biological process (GO): G protein-coupled receptor signaling pathway
Cellular component (GO): membrane
Molecular function (GO): G protein-coupled receptor activity
Source: RefSeq, a predicted model, not a curated record
UAGCCUUGGAUUAAAUGUCUACUGUAAACAUGUCCUGGGAUGAGUUGGGUAAAAGAUAUGGUGCAGCUGUACCAUAAUGGAUAAUUCCCUCAUAUAUUCUGUCUCCAAACAGGAUCAUCUUUCUCCCUCUCUGUACCUCUUUCUGUGGACUUCAUCAGACAAGCAAUUUCAUUUUGACCAUGGGAAGCAUACUUUUUCAGAACCAUACAGACAAGCAACAAAGCUAUCGUGGAAAUUUCUCAACUUGUAGUGACAGCCACAAUAAAGCUCAUUGGUUCUAUGACCAAGUCUUCAGUAUAGUAUUCGUAUCCAAACCUGAUUUAACUCUCCAGGUCAUUUUUAUUCUUACCAUCCUUAUAAGCCUCAUAGGGAUGGUGGGGAAUGGAAGUGUUAUUUGGAUGCUUGUUUUCUGCAUUAAGAAAAAUAAUUUCACUAUCUAUGUCUUGAACCUAGCCAUUGCUGAUUUUGGUACACUUAUGGGUAUAUCUGCUUUCAAUUUAAUUACUGUAUUAAAAAUGACUGGGAUCCAAAAAAUACACUGGUUUUUCUGGCAAUUCAUUAUUUUCCCAUAUUCUGUGGGUUUAUAUCUUCUGACAGCCAUUGGUGUAGAGAGAUGUCUUUCCAUUCUCUUCCCCAUAUGGGUCCGUUGUCACCGGCCAAAAUAUAUUUCCAUCAUGGUAUCAGUCCUGUUCUGGAUAGCAUCUGCCCUGUUUACUCUAACUGAAUUCCUGCUUCAUCAUUUUUGCUUAUUAGUUCCUUGGAUUACACUUUUAAGGAUCGUUUUCAGUGUAAAUCUCUUUAUCUUCACACCAGUCAUGGUGGUUUCCACUCUGAUCCUGUUUAUCAAGAUGUGCUUUCGACAUCAGUCAGGAAAGCUCCACACCAUUAUGCUAAUCAUUCUCAUCUUCUUCAUUAUCACUAGUAUUCCGUAUGGCAUUUUCUUCUUCUUGUCCGUCAUUGAUUAUGAUUUUCACGUUAUCGCAAUUCCAAUUUAUAACCUGUUAGUUACUUUGAACAGCAGCAUUAACCCAAUCAUUUACUUUUUUGUUGGGAAUCGGUGCAACUGUAAAUCCUGGGAAUCCAUCAAAGUUGUGUUUCAAAAUGUUUUUAAAGAUGAAGCAGAACUUACAGAAGUAGGUUGAAUAUUAAUGACCUAAUAAGGAAACAAGGAAACAGAAAUUCCAAUUCAGAUUAUGCUAAAAAUCACAUAUUUGGAUAAAGAGUCUUAUUGAAAUCAUAGAAUGUAAAAACCGAAAAGGAGUGAAGGCAACUCA